Molecule: messenger RNA, 3334 nt
Organism: Achroia grisella
Lineage: Eukaryota; Metazoa; Arthropoda; Insecta; Lepidoptera; Pyralidae
Gene: Brd8
Product: bromodomain-containing protein 8
Exons: 18
Coding region: 169-2517 (782 amino acids)
Cellular component (GO): NuA4 histone acetyltransferase complex
Molecular function (GO): protein binding
Source: RefSeq, a predicted model, not a curated record
AAAAUAAUUAACCUGUAUACAUAAUAAUAAUAAUAAUUAGAUUUUAAUAUUACAAAAUAAAUAAAAUUCGCAAUUCUAUUAAAUAUAGUUAUAUUAAAUCGCUUAAAGUUUGAUUGUGUUAAUUGUAGUAGAAAGUUGUAAUGGUAUAUAUUAGAAAUAUAACCUAACAUGAGCUCUAUACAAGAAAGGUUACAACUGAAAAGAGUUCCACUGGACACUUGGAUUAUUAGGGAGCAGUUAUGUCUCGCCUCCGCCGUGGUGAGGAGUGGCGAUCAGAACUGGAUGUCUGUAUCACGGGCGCUGAAAACUAUCGGAGAACAAAAUAGACCAGCUGACUGGUAUUCACAAAAGAGCUGUGCUGCACAAUAUGGGGCUUUAUUGGAACAUGUUGAAACUCCAAAACGCAAGAAGCGCAGUUCAGAGGGGGCGGUGGAGACACCACAGGAAAGCAUACUAAAAAGACUGACACAAGAACGGAUUGUUGAAAUACAGAAGACGCUAGCAGAACUAAACCAGCAGUAUGAACAAGUCACGAAUGUCAUAACGGAAGCACAAAACCCAGCUACCACAGAAGACCGCCUGCAAGAGAUAUGGGCGUCAAUAGAGGCGGCGAAGCGAGCGAGGGAGCGAGAGAACGCUAGGCGCGCCGCCUGGUUGAAAGAAAGAGAGGAGAAGCGAGCCAGAGCGGACCGAACGUGGCGGCCGCCUCAGCAAACACCCAGCUCUCCAGCGACAACAGCACCGCCAUCAUCCCCUCUGCUGACGUCACUGCUGAAAUCAUCCCCCGUGGUGACAACACCCCAACACAUCAGCCACCCCGCCAACGUAGUCGAGACAAUAUCACCUUCAGCAACAGCGCCCACGUUGUCGAUGCUGCUGGAAAAGUCAGCACCGUCUGGAGCCACGCAGCAUGAGAGCAAGCAUGCAGCCAUCGAGCACAUCAAGAGCCAGCUGGUGCAGCUUGAACAGCAGCUCAAGGCAAGUACAAGUGCAUCUCCCGUCCCACUCGCGCAGCCUCCCGCGGCCCCGUCUGUUGAUAUAGAUGAUAUAGAAAUAAAAGCAGAGGAUGUAUACGCAUUUAGAGACAUUGAUUUGCACAUACCACCUGUGACUUCUAUGCACAAAGGGAAUACACGGAUUGUUGAUAAACCAGUAUUCAAGAAAGACGAGGCUGAAAUGGCCCUUGAAAUGCCCGGUGUCAGCGGUGCUGGGGAACAAAUUGAGCAAGUCGUAAAGGAGGAACCUGAAUCUACUGAGACUGUUGCUGAAGAAAUGGUCACGACAGGAAUCGAAGUGCCGUCCCAGGAGCCAGCUGUUUCGUCGCCACCGUUGCCGGAAGCAGCGCCGGAGGUCAAAAUCUCAUUCCCGGAAGUGAAAUUCCCCACGCCGGAAAUUAAGGUCAUACAGCCGGAUGAACAGAAGGUUAAAGAAGAGAUAAAAGAACCGGAGGCACCUCCUCCAGACCCUGAGCAGAGUCAGCAAGUAGACGUUGCUGAAGAGGAAGUCUCAAUAUCGGCAACAGAGGAUCAAAGCGAGCAGUCUGAACCGCAACCGGAAGUGAUAUCCCCGCGACCGGCAGAACCGGAAACAGUUGAGGAACCUGCUGAAGAGUUGGUGGAAGCCCCUAAUCCUGACGACAUACCAUUGCCUAAGGAACCGCAGCCCGAGAUUGAAGAAUUAUCUGAAGUACCAUUACCAGAAGAAACUCCGCCGCCGGUGUCGGCAGAAUUAAAAGACGACACUGAGGAGCAGCCAGAAGUAGAUGACACUCAAGAAGAGAGCAAUAUACAAGAGCAGACCACAGAAGAGAUCAAGAAGGAAGAUGAUGCUGAAGAUUCAAUACCACUCAAGGAUAUGAUGAAGGAAGUCCAGCCAGCCCAGGACGUGGUGGUGAAGGAAGAGAGACCGGCAGAGGUAGAAGACACACACACAGAAACUGAUGAUGAUACCCCAAUGGAGUUGAGCCGCGAAGAAGAGAAGGACGGUAAAAAGAAGAGAGACUACUCCCGGAAGAAGAAGUCUGAUUCUAGAACUUGUUCCGGUUCUGAAAGUGCGGCAGAAGCGAGCGCACCGGACUCGCCGAGCGGAAGUGACGCCGAGCGACAACACCGGCUGUGGAAGAAGUCCGUCAUGUUGGUAUACAGCAGAUUGUGUGCACAUAAGUACGCGUCGCUGUUCCUGCGGCCAAUCAGUGAUGAAGAGGCGCCAGGGUACAGCCUGGUGGUGAAGAGGCCCAUGGAUCUGACCACCAUCAGGCGGCACAUAGACGCGGGCACCAUACGAACCACGGCGCAGUUCCAACGUGACGUGCUGUUGAUGCUGUCAAAUGCGCUAAUGUACAACAGCAGUGAGCACAGCGUGUACACAAUGGCUAAAGAAAUGCACGAAGAGGCUCAAGGUCAGCUGGGGAUGCUGUUGGCUGCGCAGGCGCACGCAGGACUGUCGUCUCCCCCGCGCCGCAAAAGAAGACGUCCAGCCUCCCCCCACCAGCAUCACUCGCGUCCAAGGCACAACUGAACAUCAGCCUUAUGAAUACCUUAGUGUUAAGGAAAAUAAUGUGAAAGUGUGAGGUAAAAAAAGGUCAAACAAUUGUAUGCUUCUGUUAGGACAUGGGCGUAGCCAGCCAUGGGCUCAAAAAUUCAAAUAUCAUUUAUUAAUGUAGGACAUUUUAGUCGCAUAUGAACGUCAAAUGUUUUAUAUUUUUCCCCUACCAUCCAGUUCAGCAUACAGAUCUAGUUGAGAAGAACUGGUAAGAAACUCAAAUGAGUUGCUUAUUUUAAAUUAUUCACUAAUUAUUUUUGGUGUUUUUACACCGUACAAAAAUAGAGGCCAGCAGCAGUUCAAGCAACAGCAGUAGAAUUUUCUAGAAAAAGAUACAAAAUAGGAGCAGAAACUAUUAACAAUGCUCAGUUUUCCUAGUCGGCUGACUCUACACGAAUUUGAAUAAUGGACUCUAUAUGUAACAGCAAUAGACUCAUUUUAACAAUUAGUCAUUUGUCUCUUACCUUCAAAAGUUCGAGAGAAAAGGGCCAUUCAAACUUACACAAGUUAAGGGGAGAAAGUGUGACAUUAACAAGGCGAGUCUUCCAAUAGGAUUUUAGAUUUUGUGAGCUCACACUUAAAUUUUAGUAAUAAAACAUGUAAUUUUAAAUUUAAAUGUGAGGUAGAAAUGACUGAAAUUGAUGGAUGGCCCCAAUUAACAAUUCAAUAACUAAAUUAUUAAAUUUACGCAAGGAGGUAUGACCAUUAUUAAAAUAUUUCCAACAUUUUAAAUUUUAGGUAACAAUAAAGUUAACAUGUAAGUAAGCCUUUUUAGAAAAUAAACGAUUUUUAC